AUGUAUAACGAUGGAACCCCCCACCAGCACAGUACUCAGGAUGGCUCAGGCCAGUCAUCGCCCAAAAUAAUGGUUCUCCAAGACGACUCUGAUCCCAACCAGUCAUUUGAUUGGUUGCACAGCACCUUUGGGUGUAGCGCCUCGGACAUGCAAAGGGCUUUUGAUUUCAACACCCCCAUCAUGACCAGUGACCGGGUAGACGCAGAACCAGAGUCAUUACCAGGCUCGCAUCCCAUGAUCGAUAACAUCCACUACCCCCGCCUUUUUUCUCCCCAGGUUCGUCAUGCACCGUACACCAUCCCACGCCGAUAUCGUCCAUCUCCGAGUCCUCGGGAAGGGACAUCUCAAAGUGCAGCAUCAUUUGACCCAUCUCCAAGUCCUGUGCUGGAUGUGCUGCCCCCCGCACCAACAGCACCAUUAGCACCAUCUCCUGCGCUAUCUCCCGCGCCAUCUCCUGCACCAUCUCUUGCACCAGCAACCUCAGCUCAAAUUGUGCCCUCUAUUCUGUUUGGUCUUGCUGAUUUAACUCAAGCAAAGUUGGUGGCACUGUUUCGGUUGAAGUGCAAAAUCUUCGCUAGCUCCUUCUUACCGAGCGACGACUCAGCUACAAAAAAAAUGGCAACCGAUUGCCUGGACGAAGUGUGCCGCAACAGCCCUGAACUUUCCGCCUGGACCAAAACGACAAAUGGCAAGGACGAGAUCGUCAAGAUGUGUAGCGCUCUUGUCACCAUUAGAAAAAAUAUGCAGGCUUUAACCCGCAGCGCUGUACUCUGGGGGUACGGUUUGCAUCAAUUACUGCAUACAGAGAAAAAGGGUGUGAUAAAGGAAUUUGUCGGUAGCCUUCUCAUCAACGAGGCCUUCCUGCGAGGCGUCAUCACUGUUAAUGGAGAACGCGUUAAUAUCCCUUUUGCGCAUCAAGCAUUGCAGUAUUACAUUCGGCAGCUACUUUUCCACGACAAGCAGUACAGAAAGUUCAUUGGCAUCGAACGGAAUCUCAAACCGUUGUACACUUAUACAAGUGUUUUAUUCAAGUGGGCAUUGACUGAAAUGUCCAGCGGAGCAUUCAAAGAUACGGAUUUUAAAAUCAUCGAUGCUACUGCGGAGCAUGACGACAUGGUAACACUAUUUGAGACUCUGACGAAAGAGCAGAUUGAUGCUCUCACCACAAGCGUUUUUGAUUAA
Messenger RNA from Suillus plorans, 1182 nucleotides. RefSeq lists its product as uncharacterized. Lineage: Eukaryota; Fungi; Basidiomycota; Agaricomycetes; Boletales; Suillaceae. Bases 1 to 1182 code for a protein of 393 amino acids. The record is from RefSeq and is a predicted model, not a curated record. The transcript has 3 exons.